AUGGGAACUUUGCUGUCGGUGGCUAAGGCCAGAGGUGCGGACCAAGGAGCAGAUUGUAGAAUUGUUGGUGCUAGGGCAAUUCCUGACUGUGCUACCUGGGGAGAUCCAGAACUGGGUACAGAAGCAAGGUCCAGAAAAUGGAGAGGAGGCAGUGACACUGGUGGAAGAUUUAGAAAGAGAGCCUGGAAGACCUGGACAUUCGGAUUUGCAUUUCCUAAACCCAAUGUGGUGUCCACGUUGGAUCAAGGAGAGCUAUGGAUCUCAGAUCUGCUUAGCUCCAAGGAGAAGAAUGUCCCAAAAGGCAACAGCACAGGAACCAGUCCAUUACCAUCCAAGAGAGAGAAUGGCUGGGUGGAACAGGAUCAUUGGGUCUUUGAUGAUGAGAAGGUGGUGGGUGUGCGGGGGCUAAAAGAGACUACAACACUCCUUGCAAUUCUCAGUCAGACAUUUUAUGAAGCUCUCCGAAACUGCCACAGGAACAGCCAAGUGUAUGGGGUUGUAGUUGAGAGGCCCCUGGUACAGUGUCACACCAAGUUCAAAGGCCUUCAGAAGAGUAACAGGAAGGUCAAGAGUGGUCAUCCACCCGAUACCUGCCCAUUCUUUGAAGAGAUGGAAGCCCUGAUGAGUGCCCAGGUCAUUUCAUUGCCCAUUAAUGACCUGGAAGAGGCAGCCUCCCAUUCUGCCCAGGGAGGCAGCGAUGCUGAGACUGAGGAGCCAGGGCAGAGGGACUGGCAGCAUGAAGAUGGAGAGGAGGCUGUAGCUGGAAGGUUGGACAGUGAUGACCUGGAGGCAACCCCCCAGGACCCUGACAGCCCACCUGCAUCUGUCCUGUUCUGAAACCCAAGUGGUAAGAAGCUUUUCUUGGGCUUUGGGAUUAGGUUUGAGGAGCAAUGAAAUUGGAAGUGGAACCAGCCAUUUCACUUGCCAGCUUGGCCAUUGUAAUAGGAAACAAGGUGUACACUGGGGCUAUGAAGAAACCAAGACUUACCUUGCAAUUCUUAGUGAGACUCAGUUCUAUGAAGCCCUCCAGAACCGUCACCGCAACAGCC
This is a messenger RNA of Apodemus sylvaticus (European woodmouse), 1049 nucleotides long. RefSeq names its product zinc finger and SCAN domain containing 29 (gene Zscan29). The record is from RefSeq and is a predicted model, not a curated record. NCBI's taxonomy places the organism in Eukaryota, Metazoa, Chordata, Mammalia, Rodentia, Muridae.